Hibiscus syriacus is the source of this 1033-nucleotide messenger RNA. RefSeq lists its product as uncharacterized. The record is from RefSeq and is a predicted model, not a curated record. NCBI's taxonomy places the organism in Eukaryota, Viridiplantae, Streptophyta, Magnoliopsida, Malvales, Malvaceae. Bases 140 to 757 code for a protein of 205 amino acids. The transcript has 2 exons.
GCACCUCUUUCCUGGAAUUCUCUAGAGCCUGUCAGAAAUUUCUUCAUCCCUCGUCUAAAAUUUCUCAGAUAUUAUACCCACCAAUUUCUCCCGCCACAACAGCAACGUUCCUUGAUUGAUUGGUUGAAGCUAAAAGGAAAUGGGUUUGAUUGGGAAGUUGAAACGAAAGGACAUCGACCAAGUUAACGACGACUUCUCAGAUUUCUCGCUCUCGUCGCCGGCCACCAAGAUUCGCCGUCUCGCCGCUGAUUUGCCGCCGAUUAUCGAGGAAGACUACUUCCCUGAGAAUCACGAAAGAGCCAUCGUUCUCUUUAACCCGAACCCACUUCUUCUUGAUCCUAAUGAACCUUCCUUGUGUUCUUCCCCCUUCUUCUCCCUCCAUUCCGAUCUCAUCUCCGUCUUCAAGAACCAAUUCCUACGGGCAACCGACACGAAAUCGGCCGAAACCGAAGAGAUCAAGAAGGAAAACGAAGGAUGUUUAGCUGUGGUUCCAUGGGUCCCUUCUCAGAUUCCUUCACAGGAAAGCAGAGAUGUGGAGCAGGAAGUCUCUGUUCCGGAGUCUAUGGAAACUGAUGAAAUGGAUGUAGAAGAGAAUUGUAGUGACAGAGAAAGCAUGCAAGAAGGGCAUGGAUAUCAAUUCGAAGGGCUGAAGCCAAGAGAAGCUUUACAUCACUGGAUGCAGCCGCAACCACAGCAACAUUGCAUGAUCCCACAGCCUCCUCAAAACCCUUUCACUCCAAUCACAUGGUCUGAUUGAUAUACUUGUGGUGGUGCUUCUCUGUUUCGUUUUGUAAAUGAUUUGGUUUUGUUAAUGUUGGGGCUAAGAAUGAGAUGGGUGAUGGGGGCUUGGGUAUUCCCCUGUUUUGCAUGCCUGCGGAAAUUAUCAUUCAUUUCUGAGAAUUACCCAAUGUUUCGAGGGGCAUAAAUGGUUGUAAUUUUGCAUGAAAUCUUUGCUGUAACAAGUGGAAGUUGGUUGGUGGGAAUGGGAUGUAUGCUAAUUGAAGCUAAAGCUGAAGUGCCUUUUUUUUUUUAA